CUCCUCUUCGACCUUUCAUUUGACUUAGGAACACGCUCCUUUAUCGUUCUCUCUUCUUUCUAGCUUCGUUCCAAUUCAACAGCCGCCGAGAUGUCUUCCGAGCUCUGUCCCGUCUACGCGCCCUUUUUCGGUGCCAUGGGCUGCACCGUCGCCAUCGUCUUCACCUGCCUGGGUGCCUCCUACGGUACCGCCAAGUCGGGUGUCGGCAUUGCUGCUAUGGGUGUCCUCCGUCCUGACCUGAUCGUCAAGAACAUCGUCCCAGUCAUUAUGGCUGGUAUUAUCGGUAUUUACGGUCUAGUCGUCUCCGUUCUUAUUUCCGACGGUCUGAGCCAGACCAUGCCUCUUUACACCGGUUUCAUCCAAUUCGGUGCUGGUCUCUCCGUUGGUCUCUCCGGUCUCGCCGCAGGCUUUGCCAUCGGUAUCGUCGGUGAUGCUGGUGUCCGAGGCACCGCUCAACAGCCCCGUCUCUUCGUCGGCAUGAUUCUUAUCCUCAUUUUCGCCGAAGUCCUGGGUCUUUAUGGUUUGAUUGUGGCUCUGCUCAUGAACUCCAAGGCCACUCUCAACGCCUCGUGUUAAAAAAGACCCAACGAUAACGACGGGCUUGGAUAGUCGAUGGUCGACAAACUGUUGAAUCUGCGCCGAGGCCUUUCGAGUUGCCCCGCAGACACGAGGCAAUUUAUUCCUGCGAAUCACGAUUUCGCGACCACAUAUAUGAAUCCGUGGACCGGACUCUGCUCGACGAGCGGGAGGAUGUGAACGGAUGCCACGACAGAGAGAGCUGCGCAACAUGCACAAGCGACUCUGGCCUGUUUGUGGACGUUUGGACUGGGGAAGGGAGCACCGCAUCAUGUACUAUUGUUUCACAUUUUUCCAUCUCGGUUUUUCUCGGGCGGGUUUUCAGCAUAGAUGGCGGCGGAGACGGCUGUAGUCUAGGUUGAUAGGUAAUGCUCUUCUACGUCUCGU
Sodiomyces alkalinus F11 is the source of this 963-nucleotide messenger RNA. Its product is annotated as vacuolar ATP synthase 16 kDa proteolipid subunit. NCBI's taxonomy places the organism in Eukaryota, Fungi, Ascomycota, Sordariomycetes, Glomerellales, Plectosphaerellaceae. Gene Ontology annotation, molecular function: proton-transporting ATPase activity, rotational mechanism. The record is from RefSeq and is a predicted model, not a curated record. The transcript has 5 exons. Bases 91 to 576 code for a protein of 161 amino acids. Gene Ontology annotation, biological process: proton transmembrane transport. Gene Ontology annotation, cellular component: proton-transporting V-type ATPase, V0 domain.